ACUGCCUUCUGUCUAAAGCCUUCUCUAUCAUCUCCCCACUGUUCACAUCCACUUUCUCUUCUUUCUUCUCUGUUCCUCCUCUGUUUCUUCUGCCUUUCUGCUUUCUUCUCUAUUACUUUGGGGCCUUGCUCCCUCACCUCCUGCCCCAGUGCCUUUACAACAUUGAACCUUGAAGCACUUCAUGCCUUGCCCACGCAACUUCAAAACUGUCCCACCCACUUUCUCUCUCACUCCCUGACCCAUCCUGAAUCUCAACUGGCUUCCAAGGCUCACACCCACAGAGCUGUCUCUUUCCCACUCUUUCCAUUCCUUGGUGACUACAGAAACAAGGGCUUUUGGGAACUAACACCAUGUCAGGCUCAGAGCGCCGAACUCCAAAAGACUCCUUCCUUAGGUCAAGUCUGUCAGAGGCCAUGUCAGGUUUCUCUCCAUCUUCCAAGGCCUCUUCUAGAGUUUCCUUUGUUCUGAGUACCACAACAGACUCAGACCCAGCAUUUGAGGACCCUCAGGAAUUUUCCUUUGUAUUAGAUACCUCAACAGAUCCACACCUUGGCUCCAAUACCUUAUUCGCCUAUAACACAACCAGACCCAGUGCCAUAGAUCCCUUUGAGAUGGAUACUGUAGCCCAUGCUUCAAGAGAUUCUUUCUCCGGUCCCAAGAAUGAGUAUGAUGCCACCAGUUCCUCUUUUGUGUCUUUUGCCAUGUCACAUUCGACCCCACGAGGCUCCAGGGAGAUGCAAGUUGUUCCCAAGCCAAAGACAAAUAUUACUAGUUCAUUUAUAGCCUUUUCUAAGACAGGUUCAGGUGCAGGCCAAGAGGCCAGGGAUAUGUCCCCUGUUCACCGACUAGUACCUCACCGUGCUCCUUCUAAAGUUUCUCCUAUUUCUGACCAGAUCAAGAAACAUGUAGAGCCUUUUUACCUAUCCAAGGAACAACUCCUGUAUGUGAAGGACACCAUGUUGGCUGCCAUGGAGAGAGGUCUAAAGCAGAAGGUUAAAGAAGGCAACUCUUUACUCAUGUUACCCUCUUACGUUUGUGCUUUGCCUGAUGGCACUGAGCGAGGAGAUUUCCUUGGCCUUGAGCUGAGCAUCAACCAGGUGACGGCAGUGCUGUUGCAGUUGACAGAUGAUGUGGAGGAGCCGGAGGUGCUGAAGAAAAAGUCUUUCCCUUUUACUGAGAAGGUUAACAAUGGCAAUGGGGAGCAGGUUUUUGAAUUUUUGGCCCAAUGCCUGGUCACAUUUUUGAGUGGACUUAACAUCAAUAAGAAAUAUUUCCCACUGGGCUUUUCCUUUCCCUUCCCUUGUGACCAUACCACACUGACCCAGUGCAAACUGAUCAAAUGGACCCAGGAUUGCCGAUGGCCAGGCAUGGAAGAACGUGAUGUGGCACAAAUGCUCCAAAUAGCCAUUAACCAACAUUGCAAGAACUACCAAAUAGAGGUCCUUGCUGUGGUGAACAAUGCUGUAGGGACUUUGUUGAGUUGUAGUUCUGACACAGAGCCAUGUGAUGUGGGGCUAAUUAUAGAUCAUGGCACUAACUGCUGCUACAUGGAAGACACACAGCGCAUAAUUGGCAUGGAUGAAAAUUUGGGACGCAUGUGUCUAAACAUAGAAUGGGGCUCUUUUGGGAAUGCUGCUGAGCUGAAUGACCUACUGACAGAGUUUGACCUACUAAUGGAUAAACAGUCCAUGGAUCAAGGCAAAUGCAGAUUUGACAAGUUGGUUGGUAGCAUGUACCUGUGUGACACUGUUCGCGUGAUUUUGGCUAGCCUGGCUGAGAAGGGUGACCUUUUCAAUGGGGUCUUGACUCCUACCCUUCUGACCAAAGGAAACCUGGAGCUUCAAGACAUUGUGGAGAUCAUAGAUGGAAAAGUGGGCCUGGCCAGAGCCAAGAACUUUCUUUUCCGCCUUGGACUGGUGGCAAGCAACCAAGACUGUUUCCAUGUACAGCAAAUAUGCCAAGCUGUAUUUACCCGUUCUGCCAACCUCUGUGCUGCUGGACUGGCAGGUGUUCUUACUCAUAUCCGGACUGCUCAAGGGCAGUCAGAACUGAAGACCUUUCUGGCUGUGGAUGGGGAACUGUACAAGAGUCAGACACAGUACGCUGAAAUCAUGCAGCGGACAUUGAAAUCACUGGCCCCUGAAUGUACCAUCCAAUUUGUCCCAUCAGAGGGUGGCAGUGGCUAUGGGGCUGCCUUAAUGGCUGCUGUAGCAGUGCGACUUAGAAAUCAGCAGGAGGGGGUGGCCCAGAUCCUGGCGCCUUUCCAGCUUUCUGUGGUAGAACUUGAAAAACUACGGAACUUGAUGAGACAGGAGAUGGAGAAGGGCCUGUCGAAGGAGACACACAGCACAGCCACUGUCCGCAUGCUGCCUACUUACGUGCGCAAUUUGCCAGAUGGCACAGAGAGGGGUGACUUCCUGGCAUUAGAUCUGGGUGGAACCAAUUUCCGAGUUCUGCUGGUGCAAGUGCGAAGCAAAGAGGAAGGUGGUGUGCGCAUGACCAGUGAGAUUUACACUGUUCCACCAAACGUAGCACAGAGCAAUGCAGAAGAGCUCUUUGACCUCAUUGUUAACUGUAUGGUGGAUUUCCACAGCAAGCACACCAUCUUGGGACGAGCGCUACCACUAGGUUUUACUUUUUCCUUUCCCUGCCAUCAAGUCAGCCUGGACAAGGGCAUCUUGCUGAGAUGGACAAAGGGAUUCAGUGCCAGUGGGUGUGUGGGAGAAGAUGUUGUGAACUUGCUGAAGGUGGCAAUGCAGCGUAGACCGAAUGUUGAUAUAGAUGUGGUUGCCAUAGUGAAUGACACUGUGGGAACCAUGAUGUCAUGCGCCUACGGGGACCCCAAGUGCGAGGUUGGCCUUAUUGUUGGAACGGGUAGCAAUGCUUGCUACAUGGAGGAGAUGAAGAACAUAGGCACUGUGGAGGGUGACGAGGGCAGGAUGUGUAUCAACAUGGAAUGGGGGGCCUUUGGAGAUGAUGGUUGUCUUGAAAACUACAUGACACCUUUUGACAAAAAAGUGGAUGCACAGUCCAUCAAUGCUGGCCAGCAGAGGUAUGAGAAGCUCAUCAGUGGCAUGUACUUGGGUGAGAUCGUACGCCACAUUCUCCUGGAACUAGCAUCUCGCAAGAUCCUCUUUAAGGGUCGAGAGUCCUUUAUACUAAAGAGCAAAGACAUCUUUCCCACCAAAUUCUUGACAAGUGUUGAGGACAGCAGCCAAGGCCACCAACAUGUGUGUAGUGUCCUGGAAGACCUCGGGUUGUCUGUGUCUGCUGAGGAUGCCCUCGUGGUGAAAGAAGUGUGCCAUACCAUCUCUUCACGUGCUGCUAAGAUGUGUGCAGCUGGAGUGGCUGCUGUUGUGGAAAAGAUCCGAGAGAAUAAGCGCAUGACAAAGCUGGAGGUGACCGUUGGUGUGGAUGGGACGCUCUAUAAGAUGCAUCAUUACUUUGCAAAGAAGCUUCACGACACCGUGGCACUACUGGCUCCAAACUGUACUGUCAAAUUUUUGUUGUCAGAGGAUGGCUCUGGGAAGGGAGCUGCCCUGAUUGCUGCUGUGGCCUGCCAUAAAUAAGAGUCAUGUCCGCUUGGCUUGUAUAAAGGCCUCUCAAUAAGCAGGACACGUGAGCGUUUUCUGCCACAUCUUGACUGAUCAGCAGCAUGGAAUUUCACCAUUCUUUGAGGCAGUUGUGGCAAAGUUGCAGAAAAAGCACAUUGCAGUUGUUGUGGUGUUUUGUCUUUACAACUCUUUUCUCUUGAGAUCUUUCACACACUCACAAGCAACCAAGGAGAUGGGGUAGGAAAAUA
This is a messenger RNA of Sceloporus undulatus (fence lizard), 3802 nucleotides long. It is a transcript of the gene HK3, whose product is annotated as hexokinase 3. The record is from RefSeq and is a predicted model, not a curated record. Gene Ontology annotation, molecular function: fructokinase activity; ATP binding; D-glucose binding. The transcript has 17 exons. Gene Ontology annotation, biological process: intracellular glucose homeostasis; glycolytic process; glucose 6-phosphate metabolic process. Lineage: Eukaryota; Metazoa; Chordata; Lepidosauria; Squamata; Phrynosomatidae. The coding region runs from base 351 to 3569 and encodes 1072 amino acids. Gene Ontology annotation, cellular component: cytosol; mitochondrion.